AUGUCAGUCGCGAGGUCGCGGCAGGCGCCGUUACAGACACCCACGCCAAAUCCUCCGCAUACAGGGGUGCUGGGUGUUGCGCUCGCUGUGGAUGUAGUCGACGAUGUAUCCGUAGUUAAGGAAACGGUUGUAGUGCUGAAUGACGACGAAGAAGAUGAUGACGAGGAUGAUGGGCUGCUAGUCGACGUGCUCGAAUCACUGGAUGUUGAAGUGAUGAUAGUGAUCGUCGACAGCGAGGAGGACGAGUCUGUGGUGCUUAAUGAGAACGACGACGAACUGCUAGUAGACGUGCUCGAAUCACUGGAGGUUGGACUUGUGAUCGUAAUUGUUGGCGGCGAGGAGGACGAGUCUGUAGUGCUUGAUGAGGAUGAGGAUGAACUGCUGGCAGACGUGCUCGAAGUACUAGAGGUCGGGGUAAUGGUACUGGACGAUGGCAGCGAAGACGAUGAGUCGGUGCUGCUCGUUGAAGAUGACGAAGACGAUGAAGCGCCAGUCGAUGUGCUCGAAGCACUGGAAGUCGGAGUCAGAGUAGUGGUUGAUGACAAUGACGACGAGGAGUCCGUGCUACUCGUUGCAGAUGACAAACUACUACUUGCAGAUGAACUGGAGUCGCUAGAGGUAGGCGUUGCACUGCUUGAAGAUGAGGGUUCAGUACUACUAGUCGAGCUUGUCGAGACGCUGCUGGAGGAGCUCGAUAUGUCGGAUGUGCUUGAUAAAGAGCUGCUGGAAGAGCUUUCGGAUGACGUAGUAGCUGACGAGGAGCUUGGUGUCAUGGAGGAUGAUGAAGACAUGGAAAAGCUUGACAUGCUGCUUGUAACAGGGACUUCUCCCGAGGAAGUCGAGGAGCUGCUUGAUACCGUGAACGAGGUGCUUGAAGUGGCGGAGGGCUCAGUCGAAGUACUAGAUGAGCUACUCGAACUUGUGCUGGAUACAUCGCUUGUGAUGGAUGAUGAUGUGCUCGAACUACUGGACAAGCUGCUAGAUGAGCUGCUUGAGCUAGAAGACGAACUUCCAGGUGUUGUAGAUGAAGAGCUGGGGGAACUGGAUACAGUCGGUGUGCUUGACGAGCUGCUAGACUCAGUCGACGAUGCUGAAGAGCUAGAGCUGGAUGAAGUUGGCGUGGUAGACGAGCUAGACGAGCUACUACUGUCGGUCGAGGAUACUGAAGAGCUUCCUGUGCUAGACAAACUACUAGAAGUCGCGGACGAAGAGAUGGAUGAGCUGGUCACUGUUGGCAUGCUAGACGGACUACUAGACUCAGUCGAAGAUGCUGAAGAACUGCCGAUGCUGGACGACGAUGUAGCCGAGCUUGAAGAACUAUCCGUGCUCGUAGAUGACGAGAAAAUUGAGCUAGUGCUGCUCGAAACACUACUGGGUACCGAAGAAGAGGUAACCAUGCUCGACGUUGAAGAGCUCAUUGAAGACGAUGGCGUGAUGACUGGACAAGACGUCCCAGUAAUCGAAACGCUGGUAUACGUUGUAGUCUCAAUAUUGGUAACAGUCUACAACGUGAUCAGCCAUUACCCAUUGCACACUGGAAAAAGCUUACGGUUCCAAGAUAGGUGA
Alternaria ventricosa is the source of this 1566-nucleotide messenger RNA. RefSeq lists its product as uncharacterized. The transcript has a single exon. The record is from RefSeq and is a predicted model, not a curated record. The coding region runs from base 1 to 1566 and encodes 521 amino acids. NCBI's taxonomy places the organism in Eukaryota, Fungi, Ascomycota, Dothideomycetes, Pleosporales, Pleosporaceae.